This is a messenger RNA of Megalobrama amblycephala (Wuchang bream), 3485 nucleotides long. Its product is annotated as protein shisa-6-like. The transcript has 10 exons. The record is from RefSeq and is a predicted model, not a curated record. NCBI's taxonomy places the organism in Eukaryota, Metazoa, Chordata, Actinopteri, Cypriniformes, Xenocyprididae. The coding region runs from base 1268 to 3046 and encodes 592 amino acids. Gene Ontology annotation, cellular component: postsynaptic membrane; dendritic spine membrane; postsynaptic density. Gene Ontology annotation, biological process: regulation of short-term neuronal synaptic plasticity; regulation of AMPA receptor activity.
UCAAUGGCAAAACAUAUUUCAGAUCCCCCCUAAAAUUGACCACUUGUUGUCAGUAAGUGGGUGGUUCUUGACCAAAAUAAGCUGCAGAUAGACUUUGUGACGCCACAACACAUAUAUUUUUCACAUAUUGUAGGCUAUCUAGUAUAAUGACGAGUAUUUUGACAUCCUACUCAAGUUUACAGUUUACUCCUACACAUACUCGGACGAAGAUGAGAUUGCAGUCAAAUCAUUGUAAUAUCAGAAGAAUGUUGUAAAUCUUACUUUUCAGAGCUGAAAAUGUUAGAUCAAGGUACAAAAGCCGUGCGUUAAUUUCAUGCGUCUGAUAUUCGCGCGCUCGCAAAAUUCAAAAAUUAACGGUCAUAACGACCAUCUUCGUUUAUGGAUUUCUUAAUGAAUAACGCUUAUUAUGAGAUUAAGUGUAUAUGUUCGAGAUUUUAUUAAGAUUUGACAUAGUUUACUCAACAGAUUGUGUUCGUAAAUGAAACCAGAAGAUUUUAUCGUUUAAAAACAGAAAUGGGGCCGGGAAAUCGCUACCUCAUAAUAAUUUGUUGCUUUUAAAAUCCAUAGAUUGCUCUGAAGCUAUUGUAUAGAGACAAAAAGUAGAUUAUGCAAGGUUAUUAAACAGUUCUGAGGUGUAGUGCAGUUUUAAGAAACCGGUAUGUAGCUAACACGAAUGUUGAUCCACGAACAUGUCUUGUGUGUUCAAAAGCUGUCCAUGACACUAAUGCAGUUGUUGAGAGGUCGUGUGGGUUGUUAAGGGAAGCCUGCAGGUAUGAGCAGGAGUGCGUUUAGCCGAGACGGGUUUGUAAUUACCUGACUUGCAGUUGAUAUGUAGAAGUACACCGAGAGAGAGAGAGAGAGAGAGAGAGAGAGAGAGAGAGAGAGAGAUGGAGGCGGGUCAGAGCGGAGCGGAGGAGCAUCUCUCUUUUUCAGCUCUGUUCGGUUCGGAGGCGCAGUGACGGACAUCCCGGAGACGAGCGCACUGGACGCAUUAACAUAAUGUAGUCAGUCUUGAGCAAGUAGAUUUCAAGUUUGAGAACCUAUUCUCUCCAUUCGCUCAAUGUGAAAUGGGCAUUGCGCAGUUGUUGGCUUGACUCUGUAAGCACUUAUGCCUUAAAGAAUGAGAGUCUUAGGGAGGAGGACUGUAGAAAUGAUGCUACGCGGAGAUGGAGAAUGGAGGACCCGCAAAAGUGCAUGACAAGCGGGUCAGUGUCGGUUUGAAGAAAUCAUAAAACGAGGAGAAACACACACAUUACCACCUGAAGCCAUGGGGAUACGACAUCUCCUACUUCUGCUGGUCUAUCUAGACCCGUUGUGCGUCCUGAGCGCAUCCACAGCCAAGAGGAGCAAACCCCCUCCAAAGAGACCCCAGAAAGUGAAGGAGGUUAACAGCACCGUUGCUCCAACAGUGGCACCACGACGGAUCACACAAGUCCAGGCGCCCAUCGUGGGUGAUCACGAUACCUGUCUCGGCUACUACGAUGUAAGCGGUCAGUUCGACAAAGAGUUCGCCUGCAACAACACUGACCACCGGUACUGCUGCGGGAGCUGCUUCCUGCGCUUCUGCUGCCCCGUGAAAGCCAAACGAGUGGAUCAGAGAGUCUGUACCAACUACAACACGCCCGACUGGAUCAAAACCCAACCGCCCUCACCCGCACCCACAGGGGACACGUACGACCCUGCACUGGACCAGACCAACACCACUGUCUACAUCACCUGCGGGGUCAUCACCCUCAUUAUUAUCCUGGGGAUUUCUGCCAAAGUGGCCUAUGAUAAAGCCACCAGACAGCCUCAAGAGAUGAAUGUCCAAAGAGCGCUGGCGGACAUAUUGAGACAGCAGGGGCCCGUUCCGAUAUCACAGUACGAGCAUGAAAACAUCGCAGCUAUAGAUGCCUCGCCCAAAGAGAACACGCCUGUACGGACCUCCAAGAACCACUACACACCUGUGCACAACAAAAACAACCAUGGGCAUUAUGGGAAAGAAAACUUCCGCAGUGGUCAGGACAUGCACAACUACAUCUCCUCUGGCUUCGUGACACUCGGCAGGGGUCAUCUGAAAGCGCAGCACUCCAUAGACGAUCUCGGGCAGCUGUCGUGGCAGGGCGAGCUGGACGUUCCUCUGUCCUACAAAACAUUACGCCCGUCCGCAAGGACCCAGUGUGUAAUGGCAGCAGAUUUCCAGCGGCCCCAUGAGCGGAAAGAUAACCAUCCACACGACUACACCAGCCAUCUGGAUCUCACUGGGUCACACACACCUAAAAUCGGACACCGAAUAGAGCACUAUGAGAAGCCGAGAAUGAACAACAUCCUGACAUCCCAGACAGAGCCGUACGACCUGUCGUUCUCCCGCUCCUUCCAGAACCUCACUCACCUCCCGCCGUCCUACGAGAUGGCCAUGAAAGCAGAAUUAAGUGACAAAGACGACGAGUACUACAUACGGAAGCACCAUCUGCCCGACAUGACUCCACGCAGCGGCAACCUGCAGACGCACAUGAUCAAGCUGAACGUGGAUCCGCCCGCGCAGCGCCAGAAGCCCAAGCGCGUCCAGCGCGCCAUGUCCCAGGACCACGUGCUCUCGCCCGCGCGCGCCAGGCCACACCGGGACUACGACCUGUCCACGUACACCGGAGGAGCCGGCGGUCUGUCUCCAUACCACGGCCGCAUCCUGUCCGAGGAGCAGCUGCUGUCGGCCGACCGACUGCUCUCCCAGGAUCCGCUGCUCUCCCCGGAUAAGAUGCUCUCCUUGCGGCGCUCCAACUUCCGGGAGAAGGCCAUGUCGCGGGCGCUUUCCCACACGGACAUGUUCGUGCCGACCACGCCGGUCAUGGACCGGCACUACAAAAUGAUGAAGAUGCACUCGCACCCCAGCAGCAGCAGCAACAACAACGAGUCCUACAACACACUGACUGUUAACAGCGCGCAGGUGGGAAAUAAACGGCAGGCGUUUGCCAACCGAAGGAUGCACACAGUCGACCACCUGCAGUACAUACCGGGACACCACCAUCAUCAGUACAGAACCGCAAGUAAGACCGAAGUAACUGUCUGAGAGAGAUGGGAGAAGACGGGAGAGCGAAUGAUGUCAACAAACAAUCCAGCUCGGGAAAUGUGUGGCCGUGGCGUCCCACUUCGACAGGUUUCUUUUUUUAAGCGUCCAACCUUGACCUGUUCUCGCUUCCAGCGCAAGCUUUCCACUCCAUCAGUUCUGGGUCAGCUGGGAUAAGAUCCACACAUUCCGAAGCGACCCGGAUCUCCUCGCACGUAGAGCAAACGCAAGGGCUUCAUGCGCGGACGCCGGACUAGAAACAGAGACCUGAAACUAUUUUUUCCAGAAUCAGGACUGAACUGUUAUGAACUUGCACUGACUUUAUAUACAUACAGUAUCAAAAAAAAAACUACACUGCCGGUCAAAGGUUUGGAAUAAUUAAGAUUUUUUAAUGUUUUUGAAAGAAGUCUCUUCUGAUCACCAAAUCAGCAUAUUAGAAUGA